This is a messenger RNA of Myotis myotis, 1155 nucleotides long. RefSeq names its product haloacid dehalogenase like hydrolase domain containing 3 (gene HDHD3). Bases 242 to 997 code for a protein of 251 amino acids. Lineage: Eukaryota; Metazoa; Chordata; Mammalia; Chiroptera; Vespertilionidae. The transcript has 3 exons. The record is from RefSeq and is a predicted model, not a curated record.
GGCGGGGCCGGAGGGGGCUCGGCCGAGGAGAGGGCCCAGCGCCGGGCAGAGCUGCGCGCCUCCCACGCCGGCAGGGCCUGCGGUUUCCCUCCUGCGCUUCCUUUCGGAGCAGGAUCUUCUGCUGUGAAGACAUUCCCCAAGUACCAGAAAUUCUGACCCACGCAGCCCAGAAAGAGACAACCAUUAGGUUGUAGAAGGGUGUAGUCCAACUCAGUUUCCCCUUGGCCCGUCCUGCAGACCCAUGACGCACCAGCUACAGAUCCGACUGCUGACGUGGGACGUGAAGGACACGCUGCUCAGGCUCCGCCGGCCCGUGGGGGAGCAAUAUGCCUCCAGCGCUCGGGCCCACGGGCUGAAGGUGGAGGCCCCAGUCCUGGAACAAGCCUUUGGGCAGGUGAUCAGGGCUCAGAACCACAGCUUCCCCAACUAUGGCUUGAGCCAGGGUCUCACCUGCCGCCAGUGGUGGCAGGAUGUGGUCCUGCAGACCUUCCACCUGGCGGGUGCUCGGGAUGCCCAGGCUGUGGCCCCCAUCGCUGACCAGCUGUACAAAGACUUCAGCAGACCCUGUACCUGGCAGGUGUUGGAGGGAGCCGAGGACACCCUGAGGGGGUGCCGAAAACGAGGUCUGAGGCUGGCAGUGGUCUCCAACUUUGACGAGCGACUAGAGGGUAUCCUGAUGGGUCUCGGUUUGCGGGAACAUUUCGACUUUGUGCUGACCUCUGGGGCUACUGGCUGGUGCAAGCCGGACCCCCGCAUUUUCCAGGAAGCCUUGCGGCUUGCUCAUGUAGAACCAGCAGUGGCGGCCCAUAUUGGGGACAGUUACCACAAUGAUUAUAAGGGGGCCCGGGCUGUAGGCAUGCACAGCUUUCUAGUAGUUGGCCCGGGGCCUUUGGACCCUGCGGUCAAAGAUUCUGUACCCCAAGAACAUAUCCUCCCCUCACUGCCCCAUCUCCUGCCUGCCCUUGACCGCCUGGAGAACUCAUCCACAGGGCUGUGAGUCUGGUGAGGGAAGCGGCUGGGCCCAACAAACAUUACAGACAGGAAGCCCUUUCCUUCCCAAGAUCUGACCUUUACCCCCUCCCUGUAGACUCCAUCAUGCAUUCUGACUAUAAAGCAGUGAGUUGUGAGGCUUUCAGCCCUGCCCCACUAACCAGC